AUGAGGUACAUUCACUCUCAGGAGACUCUGGAGAUCCCAGAGGGCGUCAAGGUCAACAUCAAGACCCGAAUCGUCACCGUUGAGGGUCCCCGAGGCAAGCUCUCCAAGAACCUCGGCCACCUGGCUGUCAACUUCGGCCACCCCAAGAAGAACACCAUCUCGAUCGAGAUCCACCACGGCAACCGCAAGAAUGUCGCCACCCUGCGUACCGUCCGAUCCAUCAUCGAGAACCUGAUCAUUGGUGUCACCAAGGGCUUCAAGUACAAGAUGCGAUACGUCUACGCCCAUUUCCCCAUCAACGUCAACCUGGACAAGAACAAGGAGACUGGUCUGUACGAGGUCGAGAUCCGAAACUUCAUCGGCGAGAAGAUUGUCCGACGGGUAACCAUGCACGAGGGUGUCGACGUCGAGAUCUCCAAGUCCCAGAAGGAUGAGCUCAUCCUCACUGGCAACUCACUCGAGAACGUCUCCCAGAGCGCCGCAGAUAUCCAGCAGAUCUGCCGGGUGCGCAACAAGGAUAUUCGAAAGUUCUUGGACGGUCUGUACGUCUCCGAGAAGGGCAACGUUGUGGAGGACGCUUAA
Molecule: messenger RNA, 582 nt
Organism: Trichoderma reesei QM6a
Lineage: Eukaryota; Fungi; Ascomycota; Sordariomycetes; Hypocreales; Hypocreaceae
Exons: 4
Coding region: 1-582 (193 amino acids)
Biological process (GO): cytoplasmic translation
Cellular component (GO): cytosolic large ribosomal subunit; ribosome
Molecular function (GO): rRNA binding; structural constituent of ribosome
Source: RefSeq, a predicted model, not a curated record